GUGGACCAAAUAUUACGUACGCGGUGAAGUUCGACAGUUAUGAGCCCGGCACGCAUAUAGGACUGCUUCGUUGCUUCUUUCGACUAUAUUAAAGCUAUUCAGACCUACCUUCUCCGAGAAUACUGUACCGCGAGCGACGAAUCGAGAGUACCUACCCCUGAUACCCCUGAAUCGAGAAUCGACCCGAAAACGAUCCCGAAGCGAUUAUCGUACGACGACAUGGAUGCCGGCGCUGCAACGAAGGUCUCAAUCAUCUUGAAGUCUCGAGAUGAUUGGCGCGCUUGGUAUGAUAAUAUACAAAGCUUAGCGAAGGCACGAGAUGUAUGGGAAUACAUCAACCCUGAUACUAAGAAGGAGGAGCUACCAGAGCUACCAAAGAAACCAGAGAUCCCAGACAUUGAAGCCUUACCAGAAUCACAAUGGAAGAUGCGCAUGCAACUCUGGACGGUGAAGUCAAAUGAAUAUGAGAAGAUCAAGCGAGGACUUGCAGUGGUCAAUGAAGCUAUUCGCGGAUCGAUAAGCACGCUGCUUAUUCACCAUAUCUAUGGGAAGGAGUCAGUGUACGAUAUCCUGAAGGCUUUAAAGGUUCAAUUUGCUCCUAGCAAGCACCAGCAGAGUCGAAUGAUACUCGCAAAGUAUGAGAAAGCAAGAAAGACCUCUAUCAAGGACUCAAAUCUAGAGAUCUGGCUUGCGACCUUUGAGGCAGCCUAUCUAGAGUGCCUAGCUGCAGAUCGACCAGAGGUGAAAGACCAGCAUGCCGUACGACAUUUUCUAGAGGCAGUUAGCAGACAUUCACCUUCCUGGGCUGAACGUCGUUUCGAUGACCUACAGCGAGAUGAGGAGAUCGAAUUACCGGAGAUCCUUGCUCAAUUUCGAGGCUAUACAGCAGAUAUUGCAGUUAUGAAGCACCAGAACCCAUACCAGGUUCCUUACCACGACCAAAGUGUCUCUGCGGAGCAAUUCACCGAUUUCUUGAUUGCCCAUACGUUAUGA
Aspergillus calidoustus is the source of this 993-nucleotide messenger RNA. The record is from the annotation of a GenBank genome assembly. NCBI's taxonomy places the organism in Eukaryota, Fungi, Ascomycota, Eurotiomycetes, Eurotiales, Aspergillaceae.